GACAUGAUGACCAUUAUAUCCGGUUUGCACAAGAACCAUGUGUAUGUACUUAGUCUUACGGUCGUUGUGCAGCCUCAAUAUAGUGUAUCAAAACACUAACUUUUCACUUGUAUGUAGCCUGCUUUAAACGCAAAAAAAUAUUUAUAGCAGUAUGUAGUUGGACGCUAUGGAAAUAGCGCUAAAAGGAGGCGGUACAUGUAUACCCAACGUUGCAGCCGGCCUGCGCAGGACAGGCUUCGUGCAUUAGGGCCGGACAAAGAUGGAUGCGAAGAGGAUACUCGAUGGGUUGGCCUCGCUGGAAGGGGUCAUCCUACCUUCGACGCCUCCGUCCCUGAACGAGGAGGCUCGGCGUUCCUCGUCGGACCGUAAUUUACAGAACACAGAUGGACUCUCCAGGAUUCCAGCGUAUAGCCAGCAGCAGCAGCGGUGUAGUAUGCCGACGGCUGGCCGGACGUCUGUGACCGACCCAUGUCCUUUCAUGGCACCUGGGUCGCUGCUGCCCGCCUCUGGCCCCACCCUCGCUUUCUUCCUCCAGUUACAACCCCCGCCACCAGACGGUAUUUCCACAGCAGUUCUACCGCCUCAUCCACAGCACCAAUCGGGCUCAUGGCUGUCCCGCCUCGCGGCUUGUGCCGAGCCGGCGCAGCGCCUGAUCCUACCGCCCGCUCCUCCGCCCAGCUCUCUGCACCGCACCGCGAACUCCGCGGAGGGCUCAGGCGGUUCCGUCCAGAUGGCGGCAUCGGCGGUCAACCCUCGCGCCCUCCGCAACGCCCUGCUGCUUCUCACCUUUAACUCGGGCGCAGCCACCCUAACGGCGCUCGCCAAGCUGCAUGCGGCGGCGACGGCCACGCAGGGCCGCGCCGCGCUAGCAGCUCUGCAGCCGGUGCCUCUGGUGGCGCGGGUGUUUGGGGAGGCGGUGGCGGCGGCGGACGCAGCCGGCAGCGAGCAGGCGGCGAUGGUGCUGCUGGCGCUGCUGGCGCAGGCGGGGCUGCCGAUGCCGGACGACAUCGCCAGGACGCUGGUCAUCCCCAUUGCCGUACGACUGCUGGGCGGCAGCUGCGCCGUCACAGCAGUGGCGGACGCCGCCGUCACUGCCGCCGCUGCUGCGGCAACUGCCAGCGGCACCCUCAGCAGCAGCAACCUGCACCUGCGGCUGCAGCAGCCCCAGCAGACGGCACACGAGCUUCCCUCCCCUUACCCGCACUUGCCGGGCCACCCGCCUCAGCAGCACCCCGCCUGCAGCGCACCCGCAUUCAUCGCAUCACCCCCCCUGGGCUGCCGCCUGGCGGCUGCGCGGCUGCUGCUGCACCUCGCCACCUCUGCCCCCAACGCCGUGCCGCUGCCACCCAACGGCGCAGCCCCCAGUCCGGGUCCGGGUGCGGUACGGGACUGCCUGGUUGCGGCCCUCAGCGCCUGAGCUGCUGCUGAGCACGCUGCGGCUGCUGGCGGCGCUGACGGCGGACGUGGCGGGGUGGCCGUGGGAGUGGCCGGUGGUGCGUGCUGCGGCCGUGGAGGGCUGCGCGCGGCAUGCGGUGGCGUUGAUGCAGCUGCUGGCGGGCGAGGAGGCGGGCGGGGGCGGGAGCGGGACGGAGGGGGCGGCGGAGGGACACAGCAGGCCUAGGAGCUCUGGUGCAGGUGGAGGCGGGAGUGACGAUGCCGGCGGAGAAUCGGCGUUGGCGGCGGCGACGCAUGCGGCUGCUCGGGACGUGGUGGUGAACCUGGCUCGGGGGCCGCUGUUGGUGCGGGAGGCACUGCUGCGGGCGGGGGUGCUGUCGCCGGUGGCGGAGGCGAUCAUGAUGUGGCCGCCGCCGGGGGCCUGCGUGAUGCCGGCGGGGGCGUCGGGCGGGCUGGGCCAGGGCUCCUUCUCCGCGGGGUCGUCGGGCGGGCUGGGGGGCCCCUCCCGGCGGCACUUCUCGCUAUGCCUGGGUGUGCUGAUGAACUUGACGGCGCUGCCCGGGGUGCGCGCGGCGCUGGGCUCCUCCGCGCUGGCGCCGCUGCUGGGGCACCUGCUGGACCUGGU
Messenger RNA from Astrephomene gubernaculifera, 2020 nucleotides. The record is from the annotation of a GenBank genome assembly. Lineage: Eukaryota; Viridiplantae; Chlorophyta; Chlorophyceae; Chlamydomonadales; Astrephomenaceae.